Molecule: messenger RNA, 3047 nt
Organism: Toxorhynchites rutilus septentrionalis
Lineage: Eukaryota; Metazoa; Arthropoda; Insecta; Diptera; Culicidae
Gene: Nep3
Product: endothelin-converting enzyme homolog
Exons: 5
Coding region: 369-2729 (786 amino acids)
Biological process (GO): protein processing
Cellular component (GO): plasma membrane
Molecular function (GO): extracellular matrix structural constituent; metalloendopeptidase activity
Source: RefSeq, a predicted model, not a curated record
CGCAAAUUUUCGCCGAGAACGGCGGCAAGAUGAAUAGCGUACACAUCGCGUACGAAAUCGCGCCUUGUUUGCCUAGCGGAAAGUGAGAUCGGAACAGUGGUUUGUGUAUCUCUCGAGAAUAAACAUUUGCUGAGGUCAGGGACGCGAAACGAUCGAAUUGUCCACACGCAAAACGCACCGUAGCCUCUACAACUUGGAUGCACCAAGAUCGUAAUGCGACGAAUUUGAUUGCGACGCUCAAUUAAAUUUCGCUUCACCGCAAGCGUUUUGACGAAAUUGAUUCGCACUCCCAGCUAUAAGUGAACGACAAGCGGCGUGUGUGUUUGCGCUAGUGCCUUUAAGAGUGUUUUUUCUGCGUUCAUUCACAGAUGACCCGAUAUAAACAGGCUCAGUUUGCCGAUGAGGAUAGCAGCAGCAUUGGUUCAAUACAAAUGAAUGAAACCACGCGAAGUCCGUCGAUGCACAUUCGUUACCACACGGCCAGAGGGACAUCACUAUGGCACGCUCGGAGCAAGCUCGAAAAGGUACUCAUUGUACUGAUGUUGAUAUCGGUACUGACAAUUGUCGUGCUGAUUGGACUACUGACAACCGAGAACACUAGGAUACUGCACGUACAGCCCCAUGUGGACUCCAACAUGUACAAAGAUGGCGACGUAACGCUGCCUUGCUUGAACAAGCAUUGCGUUUUCGCAGCGAGCGAAAUCCUUCAUUCGAUUGACGACUCUGUGAACCCAUGCGACGAUUUCUAUGGCUACGCCUGCAACCAGUGGAUCAAAAAUAAUCCCAUCCCCGAUGCGAAAUCGAUGUGGGGCACUUUCGGUAAACUGGAGCAGCAAAAUCAACUGGUCGUUAAGAAUGUGCUCGAGCGACCCGAGGCAGAAUUCAAAUCGAAAGCUGAAAAGAAGGCGAAACUUUAUUACCAAUCAUGUCUGGAUGAGGACGAAACGAUGGAGAAACUUGGCGCGGAACCGUUGCUCAAGUUGUUGAGGAAUAUCGGAGGAUGGAAUGUGACUGCGAAUGCCAGUGGUUUUCAGGUGAGCCAAUGGUCACUGCAAAAGACGCUGCAAACGUUGCAGAUUAAGUACAACAUGGGUGGGUUAUUCGGAUGGGCGGUUGGGGAGGACGACCGCAAUUCUAGUAAACAUAUCAUACAGAUCGAUCAAGGUGGGCUCACGUUGCCAUCGAGGGACAACUAUCUGAACAAAACCGCAAACGCCAAAAUCCUUACAGCCUAUUUAGAUUACAUGACCAAGGUAGCGGUUCUUUUGGGUGCUGACGAAGCGGAUGCUCGACGACAAAUGGCGGAUGUUAUCACGUUCGAAACGGAAUUGGCCAAUAUCACUACUCCUCAGGAUAUGCGCAGGGAUGAGGAAGAAAUGUACCAUUUGAUGGAGGUCACGACGCUACAGGAAAAGGCGCCGUUCAUAAAUUGGCGUGAUCAUUUCGAGGAAGCGUUUCGGCUGGUGAAAAGGAAAAUCACAGAAAAAGAGAAGGUUGUCGUGUACGCUCCGGAAUAUCUACAAAAGUUAAAUGUACUGAUAAGCGAGUACAAUUCAACAGAUGAGAAGAAAACCAUCCUGAAUAACUAUUUGGUCUGGCAAACAGUGCGAACACUAACAGCUUGCCUAUCGAAAGCUUUUCGGGAUGCAUACAAGGGGCUUCGAAAGGCAUUGAUUGGAUCCGACGGAGGCGAGGAACCUUGGAGAUAUUGUGUGAGUGACACCACAAAUGUUCUGGGAUUUGCUAUUGGCGCUAUGUUUGUGCGAGAAGUAUUUCACGGAGAGUCAAAGCCACGGGCGGAAGAGAUGAUCAACGAGGUUCGUUCCGCGUUCAAGGAUAACCUGAGGGGUUUGGUUUGGAUGGAUAAUGAAACGCGACGGAUGGCAGAAGAGAAGGCUGACGCCAUUUCUGAUAUGAUUGGAUUUCCCGAUUACAUCCUUAAUCCAGAAGAACUUGACAAGAAAUAUCAAGAGUUGUCAAUCGAUCCGAAGAAAUAUUUUGAGAACAAUCUGAAUUUCAACAUUUAUAGUUUGAGGAAAAAUCUCGAAAAACUCGAUCAACCGGUUAACAAAACUCGCUGGGGAAUGACACCACCGACUGUCAAUGCCUAUUACACUCCGACCAAGAAUCAGAUUGUGUUUCCCGCAGGGAUUCUCCAAUUACCCUUCUUCGAUAUGAAAAAUCCCAAAAGCCUCAACUAUGGCGCAAUGGGUGUUGUGAUGGGUCAUGAGUUGACGCAUGCUUUCGAUGACCAGGGUCGAGAGUAUGAUAAAUAUGGUAACCUACACCAAUGGUGGAACAAUAAGACUAUUGAACGGUUCAAAAAACAAACUGAUUGCUUCAACGAACAGUACAGUGCUUAUAAGGUGAACGGGAAAAAUCUUAACGGCAAACAAACUAUGGGAGAAAAUAUUGCCGAUAACGGUGGUCUUAAGGCUGCCUUCCAUGCCUACAUUAAAAACGAAAAGUUCAGCACUUCGGAAACCGACACCCUUCCACUGCCGGGUUUGAAUAUGACGCAUCGACAGCUGUUCUUCGUAUCGUUUGCGCAGGUUUGGUGCUCCGCAGUCACUGACGAAACUACAACGUUGCAAAUUGAGAAGGACCCCCACUCUCCUCCUAUGUAUAGGGUGAUUGGAUCGCUGUCAAAUUUGAACGAAUUUUCGGACACCUUCAAGUGCCCGUUGGGUUCGAGGAUGAACCCGGUUCGGAAAUGUGAGGUGUGGUAGAGUGGAACAUCUCUUCGAUUUGUUACGGAAAGUAUUAGAGUGUGAUUGCAGAGAAAAAAAAAAAGAAAUGAAAGUGUUAUUACAAUUGUAAUAUAAUUUCCUUCUUCCGAUGUACAAAAGAAUUCAGUUUUUUAGUUUAUCUAUUUUAUAUAUGUAUACUACUUUAUACGUUUCUAAGAUAAGCAUUACCAAACUAAUCCACAAUGCCAAAAUGUCCAAAGAACAUAUGUAAAGUGAAUAAAAUCACUCAUUCGGUCAAUGUCACCUAUGUUAUUGAUCUAAAGGUGCAACAGAAUUUCAAUAUAUAAUGUAAACGUA